Messenger RNA from Telopea speciosissima, 1317 nucleotides. RefSeq names its product growth-regulating factor 3-like. The transcript has 6 exons. The record is from RefSeq and is a predicted model, not a curated record. Gene Ontology annotation, molecular function: ATP binding. Lineage: Eukaryota; Viridiplantae; Streptophyta; Magnoliopsida; Proteales; Proteaceae. Gene Ontology annotation, biological process: regulation of DNA-templated transcription; developmental process; DNA-templated transcription. Bases 99 to 1292 code for a protein of 397 amino acids. Gene Ontology annotation, cellular component: nucleus.
GUUUCAUCGGGAUCUAGCUUAGAAGUCUUUAGAAAGAGUAUUAUUCGAGUGACAACAAAUAACCCAGUUCUCUUUCACUUCUCUCUCUGUCUCUCUCCAUGGACUACCACCUGAAGCAAUGGAAACCCCAGCAUCAGUCAGAUCAGCCUCCUUCUGUAAAGACAUCGAAACUCUUUGAAACCCAUCAUCAAGAACCAUCUGGGUCUGUUCUUCCGUUGUUUGUACCUGAGACCAACAACAGCAGGAUCAGCAACUUGUCAGUUUUUCCUGAUUCAGCUACAACAGCCAGAGUUCCAAGAAUGGGGAGUUUUUUCAACUUGGAUCAGUGGCGUGAGCUUGAACUUCAAGCUUUGAUCUUCAAGUAUAUGCUUGCCGGUGCUGCUGUUCCUCCUGAACUUCUUUAUCCCAUCAAGAAAAGCCUUCUCGGUAGUUCUGCUUGUUAUACUCAUCAACCUUAUCAUCAACCAGCUAUGAUGCAAUCUGGAUACUGGGGGAGAAGUGCGGUAGACCCAGAGCCCGGAAGAUGCAGGAGAACAGAUGGGAAGAAGUGGAGGUGCUCGAGGGAUGUGGUGGCUGGCCACAAGUACUGCGAGCGCCACCUGAACAGAGGCCGAAACCGUUCAAGAAAGCCUGUGGAAAUCCCCACUCCCACCACUACAGGUAUUGCUGGUAGUGGCCUGAAUCCCACCCAUAUUGGGUCGUCCUCCUUAGCAGCGGUGGCUGCUAAUGGAUCCCCUUUUGCCCGUUGUAGCUCAUCACCUUCCAUUGAUCUUCUUCAUCUCAAUCACAGAUCCUUCGAUGGUAAAGCCGGAAAUGGUAGAGAGCUUGGGCUUGAGAGCAGUGGUGGUUCAGGGGGAGAGGGAAGACCAGUGGGUCGAGGGGUACUCCGUCACUUCAUAGAUGACUGGCCAAGAGUGCAUCAUCACCAUCAUCAUCAUGGAGAACCCAAUACAACCACUUGCUUAUCCAUAUCUGUUUCUGGGAAUGAGAAUUCUUCACCUUUAUCUGAUUUCUCUUUGAAGCUAUCGACAGGGAAUGGAGAUGAUGAUGAGGCAGAAGCAGGUUCUCAUGUUGGAUUUGCAGGAGAACGGCAACAACAACAUCAACAGCAAUUAAUGAAUAAUUACAACAAUUGGUCAUCAAUGGGAUGGGGGAGUCACCCCGUGGCUUCAAUGGGUGGUGGUCCGCUUGCUGAGGCGCUUCGAUCAUCGACUUCCAAUUCUUCCCCUACUAGUGUUCUGCUUGAGCUGCCUCGUGGUGCUGCUUCCGAGGCCAGUAGCGUUAGUACCUGAAAUUUCAAGACUCUCAAGACAGAUU